AUGAGUUCAAGUAGUACUAACAAAGGAAGCAAUAAUCUAGCUAAUUCUAUGAAUGAGAAAGAUAUUCUCAAAGAAGUUGCUUUAGACCGCAUAGUUUAAUUAAAUUUUAAUGAAGAAACCUUGAAAAGAAACUUUGAAAUCAUCAUUAAAUAUUUAAGAAUGUUGAAAGAUGGCCAUCUAAAUACUCAAAACGAGUUAGAUGACAUCAGAGCAAAAAUGGAAAAAUAAUAAUAAGAAAAUCUAGAACUGUUGAAAAAAAAUUAAUAAAAUGAUUUGAUAAAGAAUGAACUCUAAUAAAUGAAAGACGCAAUUAAAGAGAAUGAAAAAAAUCUUGCAUCAGUACAAAACGAUAAUCAAAAACUAAAAGAAGACAAUCAAAAAGCUAAAGAAGAAAAUAACUAGCUGAGGGAAAAUAUAGAAAAGCUUAAAGAAACACUUGGCUUCCUCAAAGAAAAAUUGGAAAAAUUUGGAAACACAGAGUAAUUGGAACAUAAAUUUGAUCAAAAACUUGAAUAAAAGCUCAUAAUGCUCAAGGAACUAUAAAGAUAAAUGAAUGACUUGAACGAUCGUCUCAAAUUACUUGAAAAUAAGGGAAAUUUAUCAGCUAAAAGCGAUCUGGACUCUAUGUAAUAGGAUUUGCUAGGUUUAAAAUUGAGAUUAAACAAAUUAAAUGGGCUAGUCAUUUAAGAUGGAGAUAAGGCCGAGCUCCAUUAAUUCAUACAAAGUGGAAGCUCUUAAAACUUAAGUUAACCAGAAAGAAUUGAAGAGAUGGAAAAAAAUAUGAAACAAGUUAUUCAAGAUAUGUAAGAAUCUGUGAUUAAUGCUCUUGGAUCGAAGAAACUCCAAUAAAAAAAGGAUGAAAACACAGUAAAAUAAGAAAGAGAAUUAGAAGAUAUUAAAAAUGACCUUAAAUAUUUAGAAAAAGCCUUUCAAAAAACAGCUAAUAUAAAUAAAACAGAUGAUAAAUUGGUUGCAAGAUAAAGAGAAAUUGAAGAACUCAAAAGAAUAAUGGGAGAUUAUUAAGAUACGAAAUAUAAAUUUGAAGGAGGAUCAGGAAAUAAUGGAGGAGCUGCUAAUGCAAGCUUAAUUGAUGACAAAAUGAAUAAAAUGAGAAAAGAACUAAUGGCUUUGCUUAAAGGCUUAAAAGAAGAGUUAAAUACGAAGGCUGAUAAAACUGACUUGCUUAAAUUAGAAGAAUACUUAAAUAACAAACUUAGAGAAAUGGAUGCUCUUUAUAAUGAGAAAUUUGCAAAUAAGGAAGACACUCUUCAAGCUCUUUCUUUCUUAGAAAAGAAAAUCAAUAACUUAUAUCAAAUCAUUAAAUAAUAAAAUAAACCUUUAUAAGAAGAUGGCCUUAUUGUCAGAAGACCUUUAUGGAGUUGCAUUGUAUGCGACAAAGGAUAAUAAAACUAUAAUGCUAAAUUAGGAAAGCAUAAAGUUUGGAAUAAUUUCCCAGUUCCUAAAGAUAAUUCUCCAGAAAGAGCAAAUGGAAAGUUUGCUAAGGGAUACAGAAACAUGUAAGAAACUGCAAAACAAAGAAAUCAAUUCAAGUUCUAAUCAGCUACGAUGGCAAGUCAUAAUGCCUCACCUGACAGCUCUCCUGGAAGAUAAAAUUCGAUCGAAGGACCUAACUCUUACACUAAUCCAUACAUCAGUGAUCAAGAUUUUAAAACACCUGAUAAACUCCCUCCUGUUAAUGAUUAACAUUCUUUGUAACUUACUGCUAGAAACCAAAGAAGCAGAUCAAAUAACCUAUCAACAUAUAAUUGA
This is a messenger RNA of Tetrahymena thermophila SB210, 1770 nucleotides long. RefSeq lists its product as hypothetical. The transcript is spliced from 7 exons. Lineage: Eukaryota; Ciliophora; Oligohymenophorea; Hymenostomatida; Tetrahymenidae. The record is from RefSeq and is a predicted model, not a curated record.